Messenger RNA from Phialemonium atrogriseum, 672 nucleotides. RefSeq names its product kinase-like domain protein. Bases 1 to 672 code for a protein of 223 amino acids. The record is from RefSeq and is a predicted model, not a curated record. The transcript is spliced from 3 exons. Lineage: Eukaryota; Fungi; Ascomycota; Sordariomycetes; Cephalothecales; Cephalothecaceae.
AUGGUCUUCUUUCAACCGGAGGCGAUUCUCGAUAUCGUCAAAGCACUGGCCAGCGACGGGACCAAGGCCUCCUUCCUCCACGACACCGGCGACCGUCCGUUCUCCGGGGGGCAGUGCCUGGUAUACGCCGUUCAGCUAGGCAGCAUCGCGUGCGGGGUCCGAAUCCCAGUGCAUUAUAAUCAUCUGCCUCCUAGCGCCGUCGCCGAGUGCCUCGCUCUCGAAGUAUCCGUCUUGAGGAGUCUAGAGGAACGCGGCUUCGCUUGGUCGCCGAGGGUUCUUGGCUUCGAUGCGGGAUUUGACAACCCCAUCAAGUUCCCUUACGUGGUCCUCAGCUGGAUCGAUGGCAAGCUGCUGGAAUGGACGCCUACUAUACCACAGAAGAGACAUGUUCGAGACAAGGUUCUGCGCCAAAUGGCAGACAUUGUCUUUGAAUUGGUAUCGUGCACAGAAGACGCAUAUAUGACGGAAAUAAUCCACGGCAAGAUGUUGCGCGUCUGCGAAGGCCAGCUUCCCGGAGUGCUCCUCCAUGACUGCCUGGUUCAGCAGGCGCUGGUUCGCAAAACAGUCUACGAAGUUCCAGACGACUCGUCUUUUGCCCUAGCACAUGGAGAUCUGGCUCCGGAGAGCAUCAUUGUUGACGAUGAGUACAACAUCAAGGGGUUUGAUUAUUGA